CAAAAAGGGCAGGGCAGCACGCCAUGCCCACCGUCCCUCACUCGCUCUUUCACUGUAGUAGCAGUCCGUCGUGCACCGCAUCGCUAUAACUUUUCCUCCCACAAACCCGACGCGCCCAAUUUAUUACCACCAUAUCGUACACCAAUAUCCUCCUCUCCAACGGUGCGAUCCCGUGCUGCUAUCAUCACUGCCACUCCGUGACGGACCAGUGAGUGUGAGCAGCUAGCUAGCUCCGUGAGAUGCAACCAGCUGCGGCGCCGGCAAUGCCGUCCAUCCUGCUGCUGCUCGCCCUGCUCGCGGCCACGGCCGUGGGCGCCGGAGCUGGGAGGACGCCCACGCUGGUGUUCAUCCUGGCGGGGCAGUCCAACAUGGGCGGCCGGGGCGGGGCGACGCUCAACAACCGCUGGGACGGCGUGGUGCCGCGGGAGUGCGCCCCGUCCCCGCGCACGCUCCGCCUCUCGCCGGCCCUGCGCUGGGAGGAGGCCCGCGAGCCGCUGCACUCCGGCAUCGACGUGGGCAACGUGCUGGGCGUCGGCCCGGGCAUGCCGUUCGCGCACGCGCUGCUCCGCGCCCCGGCGUGCCCCAGGGGCGCCGUGGUCGGCCUCGUCCCCUGCGCGCAGGGCGGCACCCCCAUCGCCAACUGGUCCCGCGGCUCCGACCUCUACGACCGGAUGCUCACCCGCGCCCGCGCCGCCGUCGCGCAGACGAAUGGCAAGGGGAGGAUCGCGGCCAUGCUCUGGUUCCAGGGCGAGACCGACACCAUCCGGCGCGAGGACGCGCUGGCGUACACGGGCAGGAUGGAGGCGCUUAUCCGGGACGUCCGGCGGGACCUCGGCAUCCCAAACCUCCUCGUCAUCCAGGUUGGGAUCGCGACGGGGCAGGGCAAGUUCGUGGAUCUGGUGCGGAAGGCGCAGCGGGCGGUGCGGGCGCCGAACCUGAGGUACGUGGACGCCAUGGGCCUCCCCGUCGCCAACGACUUCACGCACCUCACCACGCCGGCGCAGGUCCGGCUCGGGAAGAUGCUCGCCGACGCCUACGUCGCCACGCUCCACUGAUUGAUAAUCCAGUGGUUAGCGCGUGCGCCUGCCUGAUUACUGAUAAGCACCUGGACUGUUUAGUUGGACUAUUACUAAACCAUACUAGUAGUAGUAGUAUCAUUGAUCCGCUCAAGAGAUUGGUGAUGAUUAGUUGUGGUGGCUGACAGAUUAAGUGGCUGAUCAACGAUUCUGCUGAAUUAGUCAGUCUGUAGCAGCAGCGGCAGUAUACCAUGUACUAUGUCAGGCUCCCAAUUCCCAAAGGUUGCAACUGAUUACUACAUUAUUGCUGCCAUUAGUAUGCAUUUAUGUAUGUAGGAUUAUUUUCUUCCGUCUUACUUUUGGUUCUCAGCGUAAUGUAAUGUAAAGCCAGCUGGGCUGCAUUAUUCGACACCAACAUUAUCAGAUUU
Messenger RNA from Triticum aestivum (bread wheat), 1444 nucleotides. Its product is annotated as probable carbohydrate esterase At4g34215. Lineage: Eukaryota; Viridiplantae; Streptophyta; Magnoliopsida; Poales; Poaceae. The transcript has 2 exons. The coding region runs from base 240 to 1055 and encodes 271 amino acids. The record is from RefSeq and is a predicted model, not a curated record.